Trypanosoma grayi is the source of this 1662-nucleotide messenger RNA. RefSeq names its product putative leucine-rich repeat protein. Bases 1 to 1662 code for a protein of 553 amino acids. Gene Ontology annotation, molecular function: protein binding. Lineage: Eukaryota; Euglenozoa; Kinetoplastea; Trypanosomatida; Trypanosomatidae. The transcript has a single exon. The record is from RefSeq and is a predicted model, not a curated record.
AUGUCGAAGGGGUACACGAUCCACACCUUGAUGAAGCAACCGCAAGAGACGGUAAUAAAUGAGAAUCUCAUUCGGGAAUGUAUUUAUCUUGCUCCUGCCUGCACUACGGACGAGGAGCGUCUCCGUUUCGUAGGCGCACGAGAGGAAAAUCAGCGGCAGCAGCGGUCAAAGGCUGCGAUGGAGACGAUGGAGUUGCAUAAAGUUGCAACAAUCCUCGCAUCAUACCGGCGCAUUGGAAAAAUCGAAAACCUUGUUGGUCUUGGCAACCUAACGAAGCUAGCGCUUGACAACAACAAAAUCUCGGCGAUCAGUAACUUGAGCCAUUUGAAGAAACUCCAGUGGCUCGACCUCAGUUUCAAUCAGAUCACCGAGAUGUGUGGCUUGGGGGAACUUUUAGAACUGGAAACACUUUCCCUAUUCUCGAACAGUAUUGCUGUGGUUCAAGGUAUAGACACAUUGACGAAGCUUACCUCGCUGAGCAUAGGGAACAACUGCAUUGAAUCCUUAGAGGAUACAGCCCGUUAUCUACACCGCAUUGAAAGCCUUCGCAUCCUCACGUUGAGGGGAAAUCGUGUAGAAAAACAACCACACUAUAGGGUUCGCCUUCUUGCGUUUGUGCCCAAGUUGCAGUUCCUUGAUGGCUGCUUUGUGCAACCGGAUGAAGUGCUAAAAGCCCGGGAAGAGCAACGGGAGAAUUUAAUGCCUAUUGAUGAGGAAGAUGAGCGUAAAGCUGCCGAGGCAAAGGCCCAACAGGAGACAGAAAAGGCAAGGAAGGAUUACGAGCGGUUCAACUGCCCAGAUGAGACGAAGCUGUAUGACGAUCUCUUCCUUCUGGAGUCGGAUGGUCGGAGCUUCGCGGAGAUCUUGCGCAGUGACGUCCUUGCGGCGCCGUCCAAAGACUUGACGGAGAAGUUCCAGACAGAGUUCAUGGAACGGGCCAAGGAGCUCUCUGAGGCAAUGAAAGCAAUACGGGCGCGACGCGAUGAAGACGAGCGCGCCUUUGAAGUGGCUGCCACGCGCUACAAGCACAAUAAUGCGGAAGCGUGUAAGGCACUCAUAAAACAGUUCGAGAAGGAACUCAAGGCGUACAUACCUCGCAGCAUGUGGGGUCGUAUGGGCGAAAUCGAUCCGGUGGCGCCCGACAUUGUUGCCGGCCUGGAGAGACGCCUCACUGAGGUGCGACACCAGCUGUUGGAGAAGGAGGCGGACCAGUACGACGUGCUGGAAUCCCUCGAUGCUGCGACGAUUGCGAAGUGGAAAGGCGAUAGCGUGGAUGUUGUACUUCAGACUGCGUUCGAGGGCUUUCUCAAAAUGGAAGCAGACUUUCAGGUUGGACUUCGACAAGUGUUCGAUGGACUCUUUGAUCAGCGACAGAAGCAGGAACACCAGACAGAGACGUACCACACUGUGAGGCAAGACGAGAGCAUCAUCGCAAUUAUUGACAACAAGGAGGAGUACCAAAAAAUUCUAGGGGACUGGUUUGAAGUGCGGCGAAAGCGUUUGGAAGAGCUUGAGCAAAUGUACAUUAGCAGCGAGGAGAAACAUCUCAACGAGCGCUCUGCGGGGAUUUUGAAAGAGGAGCAGAACCGUCACAGAGCCCGCUUGAACGAGAUUCACGAAUUUGUGGAGCAGAUGAGAGAUCUGCUGGAAUGCGCGCGCUGA